Protopterus annectens (West African lungfish) is the source of this 4596-nucleotide messenger RNA. Its product is annotated as contactin-3-like. The transcript has 23 exons. Gene Ontology annotation, molecular function: cell-cell adhesion mediator activity. The record is from RefSeq and is a predicted model, not a curated record. NCBI's taxonomy places the organism in Eukaryota, Metazoa, Chordata, Ceratodontiformes, Protopteridae. Gene Ontology annotation, biological process: cell-cell adhesion; brain development. Bases 389 to 3466 code for a protein of 1025 amino acids.
GAGGGAGUGCGCAAUAAGCAGAUAGCAGGUUAGGAAGUGCAGCCAGCAGUCCCAGUUGAGAAAAUGCUUCCAUUAUCUCUCAGCUGCACAUACAACCCCUGACUGGCCUGCUCAGCAGUGCAACGGAGGAAAUAGCAGCUGCCUUAGCUUACAACAAGCUUUUCGACUCCAGUUUUAUUGCUUGGAAACGGAAAGGGCGUUUUGCAGUGUCUGACCGUUGAGCCCUGCCUGUAACCUAAGGAUUUACUAAGGGAAGCAACAGCAGUAUUUGUGCAUCAGAAGAUUCUACUUCUCUGGGCAACCUCAAAAGUGAUUCUUUUCUAAGCUGUAGUCACCGCAUUCAUUUUCAGGAUUCCCCUUGGAAAUACAAGUGCUUUUAAUACAGAAGAUGAAGUUGCCAUGGAAGCUGCCUGUCUUUCUCAUGCACUGGUACUAUGCUGCAGGUGAGAGCAUGCUGUAUGGACCGGUGUUUACCCAAGAGCCACUAGAUAUAAUCUUCCCAGUAGAAACUGAUGUAAAUCAGGUGAUACUGAACUGUGAAGCAACAGGAAACCCAGCACCACAAUUCAGGUGGAGGCUCAACAGCACUGAUCUAGACAUAAAGUCUGACUAUCGCUACAGUUUAAUUGGAGGCAACCUGCAAAUUAAAAACCCUGAUAAAGACCUUGAUGCUGGAACAUAUCAGUGUGUGGCAACCAAUACAGCUGGAACUGUAAUUAGCAGUGAAGCCAAGCUACAGUUUGCAUAUCUUGAAAACUUUAAAACAAAAUCUAGAAGGACUGUGUCAGUUCGAGAAGGACAAGGUGUUGUGUUGCUUUGUGGCCCUCCACCACAUGCUGGAGAUCUCACAUAUGCUUGGAUUUUCAAUGAAUAUCCAUCAUUUGUACAGCAGGACAGUCGCCGAUUUGUAUCGCAGGAAACAGGACAUUUAUAUAUCGCUAAGGUGGAAGCAUCAGAUGUGGGGAAUUAUACGUGUGUUGUUACAAAUACUGUAAUAAACAGCAGAGUGUUGGGAUCUCCUACUCCACUGGUGUUACGGAAUGAUGGUAUAAUGGGUGAAUACGAACCUAAAAUAGAAGUUCAGUUUCCAGAAACUGUUCCAGCUGCUAAAGGGUCCACUUUGAAGUUGGAGUGCUUUGCCUUAGGAAACCCUGUUCCUGUGAUUAACUGGCGAAGGGCUGAUGGAGUGCCAUUUCCUAGUAAAAUUAAAGUGAAAAAGUCUAACGGACUUCUUGAGAUACCGAAUUUCCAACAAGAAGAUGCAGGAGUGUAUGAAUGUAUUGCAGAGAAUCCGAGGGGGAAAAAUGUGGCAAGAGGACGCCUUACUUACUAUGCACCACCACACUGGGUUCAGAGGAUAAGAGAUAUCCAGGCAGCCAUUGAAGAUAGCCUGUUUUGGGAAUGCAGAGCAAGCGGCAAACCUAAACCUUCAUAUAGAUGGCUGAAGAAUGGAGAACCAGUUGCACUGGAGGAAAGAAUACACAUACAGAAUGGAGCACUUACAAUAACAAGUCUUACCCUGUCGGAUUCAGGAAUGUAUCAGUGUGUUGCAGAAAACAGACAUGGAGUAAUAUAUUCAAGUGGAGAGCUACGGGUGACAGCAUCUGCUCCGGAUUUUUCCAAGACUCCACUGAAGAAACUACUGCAGGUUCAGAUAGGCAGUUUGUUUAUCUAUGAGUGCACACCAAAAGCGUCCCCUAGAGCAUCUUGCUCUUGGAAGAAGGGAAAUGAGAUUCUUCAAGAAAAUGAAAGAGUCACUUUUCUGGAAGACUGCAGUUUAAGAAUUGUUAAUGUGACAAAGUCAGACGGUGGGAUUUACACAUGCAUAGCAAGGAACCAGUUUGGGACAGCAAGCAGCUCAGGCACUUUAGUAGCCACAGAUCCAACACAAAUUACAACAGCUCCCUCUGCAAUGGAUGUCACUGUAGGAGAAAGUAUAGUCCUCCCUUGCCAAGUUUAUCAUGAUCCACAUUUGUCUCCUACUUUUACAUGGUACUUCAAUGGUCAGCUUAUUAAUUUUGAGCAAGAAGGAUCUUACUUUGAAAAAGUAGGAGGGAUUGCAUCAGGAGAUUUAAUGAUUCGAAAUAUUCAGUUAAAACAUGCUGGACAAUAUGUCUGCGUGAUACAAACCAGCGUUGAUAGUGUAUCAGCUGCAGGAGAUGUAAUUGUAAGAGGCCCACCUGGUCCUCCAAGGAGCGUUAGAGUGGAUGAAAUCACAGAAACUACAGCCCAGCUCUCAUGGCAGCCAGGAAGUGAUAACCAUAGUCCAGUAACAAAUUAUGUGGUUCAGGCAAGAACUCCAUUUUCAGUUGGCUGGCAAGCUGUUGCAACAGUCCCUGAGGUAAUUAAUGGAAGGACAUUAACUGCUACAGUUGUGGACUUAAACCCCUGGGUGGAUUAUGAGUUCCGAAUAGUAGCUAGCAACAAGAUUGGAGUUGGUGAGCCUAGUUCUUCAUCGGGAAAAGCAAGAACAGAAGAAGCAGUUCCGGAGACACCCCCAGCUGAAGUUAGUGGUGGUGGUGGUAUAAGACAUGAACUUGUUAUAACAUGGGAACCAGUGCCAGAAGAGCUACAGAAUGGGGAAGGUUUUGGUUAUGUAGUUGCUUUCCGACCACUUGGAACUACAACAUGGAUCCAGACUGUGGUAACAUCACCAGAUGCAUCAAAAUAUGUCUUCAGAAAUGAAAGCAUUCAGCCUUUUUCUCCAUUUGAAGUCAAAGUUGGAGUUUAUAAUAACAAAGGAGAAGGUCCUUUCAGUUCAAUUACUACUGUAAACUCAGCUGAAGAGGAACCAUCUCUCGCUCCUGCUAAUGUUUCAGUAAAAAGUAUAUCUUCUUCAGAAAUUGAGGUGUCUUGGGAUCCUGUUUUACAUAAAAUGAACAGAGGAACCAUUAUUGGAUAUGAGGUAAGAUAUUGGAAAGCUGAUGAAAAGGAAGAUUCAGCAGAUAGAAGAAAAGUAAAAAGAGGAGAGGAGUCUUUAAGGAUUGAAGGACUGAACAGCAGUACAUUGUAUUAUGUAACUGUUGGAGCAUUCAAUACUGCUGGAACGGGGCCAAUUAGUAGUCCUGUCAACACCACCACAAAGAAGCCACCUCCAAGUCAGCCACCUAGAAAUAUUAUAUGUAGUCUAAAUACCUCCGGAGUGUUUCUAACUUGGGAUCAAGUCAAAGCAAUGGAAAAUGAGUCUGAAGUCACUGGUUAUAAAGUUCUGUACAUGGGGAACAGGAACAAUGGAAUGAAUGAAAUGAGUACCAAUUCCACAUCUAUGGAGCUUCCCCUUCCAAGUAGUGAUGGCUACAUAAUUGAAGUCAGAGCAAUCAGUGAGGGUGGAGAAGGCAGUAGCAGUGAGCAGAUAAUCAUCCCCAAAGUUACAAGUAUGGAUGCCAGAGGAUCUUUUGCUUCAGGAUUGGAAAUUUAUUUGCUGUCAACAAUAAUUCCAUUUAUACUUCUUUUUCUUGCUAGUUGAAUUAAGUUCUGUAAAAUUAGAGUAUAGAAAGCAAACUGCAGAAAGAAAUAGAAAACAUUUCUAAACCCUGUUUUCAAAGUUUUAUUGAUGGCAUGCAUUUUUAAAGAACACACUUGCUUCUAAAUGUAUUUUAUCAUGGUGUGCAGGUUUCUGUAUAUUUGCCACGAGGAAAAUAUGUGAACUACUGAAACAUGCUUGAAAGAUUGGAGAUGCCUUAAUAAUACCAAUAAUAUACCAAAGUUGUUUAUGAAAAACAUGCCUAAAGGCAUAACAACUAAAUGAUGUCUAUUUAGAUUUCUGAUUGUUUCUGCAUCAGGCUCAUAUAUCUUAAAUACAUAAAGAAUUUGGCCUUUUAAAAGUUACGACAUCUGCAUUAAACUAAUGGACCUGAAAUUUAAACAUGUCCAAUCAUAAUUUUAACAAUUAUCUUCUUAAUUCAUUUGCAAACAUACAAUGCAUACAGACUGGUAUAUUUGAUUGGUAGUUGUAAUCACUGUUUAUGUGAGACUGUUCCUUACUCUGGAUGCAUCUUGUAGUCCACGUUAUAUCUGUUUUGACAUUAAUCAGAAUCCGCCAUCUUGUUUAAAAAUGAUAACAAGAAGCAUGAGACGAUUUUUAUGACCAGAAAUCUCAUCUAUUUUCUUAAACUGCAGAACAUGCAGUUGCUGUUACAAUUUCUGUUAGAAUGGACAAUAUUAUUUCUUUUAAAAUACUUUCUAAAUUAUUUAACAAAAUGAUGCAGCUGAGUUACAUUUUCUCAGCGAGGUUUAUGUAUGCUACUACAUCCAUUUAGACUUAGACACACUUACUUAUUUAUAAUUAAAUAUAUAUCUCUGUGAGAUAUAUAUUGUAUAACUUAUUUCAUAUUGAAAAGUUGAUCACUGAGUCUUGUAAAUCUUUAGAUGUGAGUGCAUGUGUGCUUGUGCGUAUGAGUGUGUGUGCACAUGUGUCUUAUUAUUAUGUGGAUGUAUGUAGUAUUUUUUAUUAUUCUAAUAAAAUAUUUAUAACAGAAAAAAACUAAUAUGCUUGGGAAGAUGUACUCUGAGGUCUCUUGCAGCAUUGUUACUGGUUAACAAUGUAAAUAGUCUGUAAAACAUUUUUUAAGGAAAUAAAACUUCAGAAAAUCAUAA